AUGGCGACUCAUCUGUUUCUCAAAACGAAAACCAACCUCCAGACGGAAUCUUCCCCUCCAUUUAGUCAAGAAAUGACAAAAGCAAUGCAUGUUUCCAGCAAUUCCACCAUCUGGGAUGCCGUUAACGGUAGUGCAGGUGGCGGAGGUGGUGGUGGUGGUGGUGGUGGUGCAACUACUUCUUUUCUUCCUGUAAAUUUUCUUGAAACCUCCUCACAAGAUUCAAGAUUGGUGAACCUAAGCCUGGUUAUGAAUAAAACCGAACCAGAAACCGAUUGGGCUAGACUCAGUGAAGAACUCAUGAACCAUGGUUCGAAGGGUUUAGGUGACUACCGGCUCGGUGGCUCGAAGGCUCAACCGGGGAUACGAAAUGACAAUCCUACCCCUUGGAGGAUGAAAAGUUUUGCAAAAAAGACGAAGUUUAGAGGGGUAAGACAACGACAUUGGGGGAAAUGGGUGGCAGAAAUCCGAUUACCAAGAAACCGGAUGCGGGUUUGGCUUGGGACGUUUAAAACAGCUGAAGAAGCUGCGUUUGCAUAUGAUACAGCUGCGUAUAUUUUACGUGGCGAUUUUGCAAAUUUAAAUUUCCCGAAUUUAAAGAACCAAUUAAGGGCGAAUUCGGCCAAUGGUAACACUGCAGCCCUUCUACACGCCAAGUUACAAGGGAUGUCAAUGGCGGGUGAUGGUGUAGCGCCACCAGUGCCGGAGGUGGGUUCGCCGGAAAAAGAUAGGUCGGAAGGUGGAUCUGAGGUCGUUUUUGAUAAGAACAAGAAAGUGUUAGAAUCUAUAUCAUCCGAUGUUGUUGACGGGGUUCAGCUUAGCAAGAUGCCUUCUUUAGACAUGGAUAUGAUAUGGGAUUCGCUUCUUGAUUUGGAUUCCUGA
Lactuca saligna is the source of this 879-nucleotide messenger RNA. The record is from the annotation of a GenBank genome assembly. Lineage: Eukaryota; Viridiplantae; Streptophyta; Magnoliopsida; Asterales; Asteraceae.